This is a messenger RNA of Penaeus monodon (black tiger shrimp), 864 nucleotides long. RefSeq lists its product as uncharacterized. Bases 1 to 864 code for a protein of 287 amino acids. NCBI's taxonomy places the organism in Eukaryota, Metazoa, Arthropoda, Malacostraca, Decapoda, Penaeidae. The record is from RefSeq and is a predicted model, not a curated record. The transcript is spliced from 2 exons. Gene Ontology annotation, molecular function: nucleic acid binding. Gene Ontology annotation, biological process: DNA integration.
AUGGUUCAUGGGAAGCCCAGUCAUCCACAAAGUCAGGGUUCUGUGGAACGUGCGAAUGGUGACAUCAAGGAUAUGUUAGUUACCUGGAUUGUAGACAAUAAUUCACAAGACUGGUCAGUUGGUAUCAAGAUUGUUCAGUUUCAGAAAAAUGCUGCUCACAAUUCAGGGAUAAAGUGCUCUCCAUACUCUGCUAUGCUUGGCUGUAAAGCCCGAGUUGGCCUGACUUCUUCACCUGUACCCACAGAAGUUGUCUCAAGGUUGGAGAGUGAGGAUGAUCUCAUUGCAGUUAAGUCAGGAGAUGAUACAACAACAACAGGUUCUGCUGCAAGUUCUACUGGUUCAGUGACCACAAGUGAAGCGACUACAAAUCACCAAGACCAAAUUCAGAAAUGUAGAGUGGAAGCAUACAGAGGGCAGGUAUCCCAAGCUGAGAGGAUGGUCAAACGUUGUCGCUUAGGCUUUAAAGUUGGUGAGCCUGGUGGCAAUGUUGCUGCCCCAAUUCCAGCUGUGGAUCGUGGUAGAGGAGAUCCGCGGAAUAUCCUGGGUGUUAUUGUCAGCAGAGAUUUGGACAAUGGCCAGUAUAAGAUCGCUGUGAAAUCGGGUGUUCUAAAGGGUCAGUAUUCUAGAAACCAGUUUGACCUCUGCUCCCAGCGUUUGCUGUCAGAAGAUGACGUAAUUCAGGAUACUGCAGUGUCACUUCGAGAAGCUGUUAUUACACAAUCUGCAUGUGGUGCUAAGGGAUUCACUAGAUGCAACUGUAGUAGCCUGAAGACAUGUUCAACUGACAGAUGCAAGUGUUUCAAAGAUAAAGCGAAAUGUAUCUCUUGGUGCCAUGGAAGUAUCAACUGUGCUAAUAAAUGCUGA